This is a messenger RNA of Schistocerca cancellata (South American locust), 5278 nucleotides long. Its product is annotated as short-chain dehydrogenase/reductase family 9C member 7-like. The record is from RefSeq and is a predicted model, not a curated record. The coding region runs from base 132 to 1211 and encodes 359 amino acids. NCBI's taxonomy places the organism in Eukaryota, Metazoa, Arthropoda, Insecta, Orthoptera, Acrididae. The transcript has 8 exons. Gene Ontology annotation, molecular function: oxidoreductase activity.
UGGUCUGACGGGAAGCCUGGGCGCUCGCGGGCAGCUGGCUGGCUGUGGAGUGAACGAACCCGGCGGCACCUCACACCGCAGUUCUGCGUCCGCCACAGCGCACGGCAGGUGGCUGCACCGGCACCAGCACCAUGAUCGGCUACUUGAGUGAGGCGUGCGGGUUGGCAUGGUGGUGCUGGUCGUGGUCUUGCCAGCUGGUGGGGGCCGCCGCGCUGCUGGGGCUGGCCGCCUGGCUGCUCACCGUCGCCCUCGACCUCCUGCACCCCCUGCGUCUGGUCGACCGCCUGCACCAGCGGGUCGUGCUCAUCACGGGCUGCGACUCCGGGUUCGGCGAGGCCCUGGCGCGGCGGCUGGACGCGCUGGGUGUGCCCGUGGUGGCGGGCUGCCUCUUCCCGGAGGGCCCUGGAGCCCAGCGGCUGGUCCAGGAGUGCUCCUCCAGGCUGCGCGUUCUGCCGCUGGACGUCACCUCGGAGCAGCAGGUGCGCGACGCCGUCUCCAGCGUCCGCGACAGCCUGGACGGACGGGAGCUGUGGGCGCUGGUGAACAACGCCGGGGUGCUGGAGGCGGGGGAGGCGGAGCUGGCGCCCCCGGAAGCGUUCGAGCGCACACUGGCCGUCAACACAGUGGGCGUGGUGCGCGUCACGCAGGCCUGUCUGCCGCUCAUCCGGCAGGCCAAGGGCCGCAUCGUCAUCGUCGCCAGUCCUCUGGGCAGGACAGCAAUGCCGAUACUGUCCCCGUACUGCAUGUCCAAGAGUGCCGUCAUAUCGUACUGCGACGCUCUGCGUGUCGAGAUGAAGAAGUGGGGCGUCUCCGUCUCCACAGUGGAGCCGUCCAGCUACAUGUCUGGUCUGAACAAUCCCGACCAUUUCAAGGCAACAGUUUCGAAGAAUUUUCAAACGUGCCCACUAAGUGUGAGGGAGGCUUACGGACUUGAUUACGAAGAUAAGUGCACGAAAAGGCUGUCUUUACUGACGAUCCUCGCGAAACAGCAUUCCUCUAUCGACGAAGUGACCCACGAGCUGGUCGACGCCUGCAUCGGAAGAUACUCCCAGGUGCGGCGGAUUCCUGGCCUGUGGGAGAGAGUUGUUUACGUGAUACUGCCACAGCUACCUUAUUAUAUGAAGGACAUCAUUAUGUUCCUGGUUUUCCAGUGGAGAAUAACCGUAUCGCCGCAAGCGAAAAGCUCAGAGAACCAUAGCGAAACGAAGUGAAAUUACUGAGGAAAAUACUCUUCUCUUUCCUCCACCUCUCACCACUUUUUUCUAGUAUUUCGUCCGUAACCAACGCCCCCUUCUCUGUAGAAGGCUACAAUAUAAACGAUUGUGGUCUCAGUAAUCUCCUCGUGACACAUUUAGACGGGAGGAAAAUUGUGGAUAGCGCGAAUAGUGUUGAUAAUGGCCACUUGGAGCAUAGAUUUUACACACACACAGGACGAGGCGUCUACGUUUCUCACUUCACAUAACGUAUGAUUAGUUAAAAAUAUGUUUAACCUCUUUCCACUUGCACCAUUUGUGAGUAGGUGUUCACGAAAUAAAGAUAUCGGGGUAGACACCUAGGAUUAAUCACGGAAGUACAGACACUGAGUUUGUUUUUCAAAUAGAACUAUGGUAUUUUUUUCGUCAGAGGAGCAGAUCAUAAGCGGCAAACCCAGUAAUUUAAUUUUUUUUUAAAUCUGACAUUGGAUAUGGUGAUUUCUGUGCUGUUACGGCCAUUAUAAUUGCGAACCGGCCAGAUGUUACUCCGCAAUUUUUUAUCAGAUCUGCAAAAGAGGCCUGUCACUGAAUUUGUAACUGCUUCUGGCGCAAAAAGAAUCUCGUGUCUAAACUUACUUAACUAAGUGUUAGUGACAGUUGUAUUUUUUUUAAAUAUGAUUUUAGGUAGCUUAUACAGUCACAAUCUACAAUCAAUUUUAUACAACACGUGAUAGAUUUUCCAAAAGGCCACCACUAAACUCAGUGCACUUUUCUACUCUCAGGAUAACAUGUUGCCUACCUGUUCUUAGAGCAUCCUUAGGUCCCUUUAUGGGGGAUGGGUAGGGGAGUUAGCAACGUUCAAGAUUCGAUCUAGAAGUUCAUCUCGCUUAGCUGUCUCUUUUUUCUAUAAUUUUCUUCUUCACAAAGCAUAGUAACAAAACAGAAAAUGUGUUAGUUGGAUGCUACCUCAUACGUAUGGUAGAGUGUGUAAGAUCUGUAAGUGCGUUUCAUUUAUUAUGACUAAUGAAGCGUAUUUGCCUAUAAUUGAAAGAAAUCAUGAUGCGUCAUUCCUCCCUCGAAAAUAACAUGACCAUUAACGAAAAAUGCGAUAUUGCACUGCCUGUGUUAUUCUGAAUUAUGAUCAAGGUUCCUUUGGAAAUGCAUGCGUAUCCAAAAGAAUAGGCACUGCGGCGACUACAGCUGUCAUGAAAUACACGAAAUGUAGUUUCCAAUAUGGACAACCAUCAGCAGUAUAAAGGAAUGACGACAAGGAAAAUUUGUGCCGGACCACGACUCGAACCCUCAUUUUCCGCUUAUUGCUAGCAGUCGCCUUACCAUUUGGCUAUCCAAGCAUGUCUCACGGUCACAUCAAAACUUCCAUAUGCCGUCAACCAUGUGUCUACAACCCGUACUCCUUCAUUCACGGUGUAUAUUCCCGUACAGGGGAGACAUUUCACUUGAAUGUCACCCUGCAUGGGAAUAUACAUAAUGGAUGUACGAAUACUGGUUGUAGACACAUGGUUGACGGCAUAUCGAAGUUUUGAUGUGACCGUGAGUCAUGCCUGGAUAGCCAAAUUGUAAGGUUGCUUGAUUUGGGGGACGGGACUAAACAGUGAGGUCAUUGGUGUCAUAGGAUUAGGGAAGUAUGAGGAAGGAAGUUUGCCGUGCCUUGUCGGUUAAACCAUUCCAGCAUUUGCCUCAAGCGAUUUAGGGAAAUCACGGAAGACCUAAAUCAGGACGGCCGGACGCGGUUUUGAACCGUCGUCCUCCCGAAAGCGAGUCCAGUGUGCUACCCACUGCGCCACCUCCCUCGAUGCCAAAUGGUAAGGCGACUCCACGUGACAAGUGGGAAAUGCAGGUUCGAGUCCCAGCCCGACACAAUCUUUCACUGUCGUCAUUCCAUUACACAGCUGUUGGGUGUCCAUAUUCGCAAUUCCGAAUGCAUUUCAUGUAUUAACGAAAAAACUCAGUGUACAUGAAAUGAAUUCUGCCUCGGAAAUCUUUCGUAAUAGAACAUUUUUGCUUCGUAAGAACUUUUCCUUCCUUCAUACCCCGUGUAAGUCAAAUUCUAAGGUACUAUGUCUGAGUCUGCUAGAAGAUAUUUUUCUCUGCGUAAACCAACCUUUAGGAAACUGGAAAUGCUGUAUUUGUUAUUUUUAUAUCUUUCGUUGUAAACUUUCUACUUUCAGUGCAGAAAAAGAUUGGAAACGGGUGGGUAAUGGUUUCCAGUCUGCCAACAUUAACAUAAGUAAAUAGGAACUGAACUAGUGCCGUAUUCUUAUUUUGGGCACAACAAUUGUCUGAGGAUAUGAAUAGGUGUCUAAUAUUCCCAUCAGUAAAGAUUCAGAAAGGUGACUACCUCAUUUGUCCUUUUCUUUCCAGUGGAUUCGUCAUACAUACAGAAGUGCACUGUCUUAUUCUUGGAUCCAUGACCACAGAAUUUAUACACUCGAAGUUGACGACUGUAAAGUGCAUCAGUCGAUGGUGCCUUGUUCCGCAGCUCGAAUGAGAAACAUCCCCAAGGCUGUGGCUAAGCCAUGUCUCCUCAAUAUCCUUUCUUUCAGGAGUGCCAGUUCUGCAAGGUUCGCAGGAGAGCUUCUGUAAAGUUUGGAAAGUAGGAUACGAGGUACUGGCGGAAGUAAAGCUGUGAGGACGGGGCGUGAGUCGAGCUUGGGUAGCUCAGUCGCCCGUGAAAGGCAAAGGUCCCGAGUUCAAGUCCUGGAUUUCUGAAAGUGUUGCAUUUCACUCGUGCCUUACAAUCGAAACCGCUAGUUCGACAAAUCCUUGUCCGUGUUGUUGGUCUGCUUUUCACGACGCUACAUAACGCUAUUAAGUAACUUAAGCAUGACUCUCAUUGUUCUUGAUUUUCUGUUUCACCGAAUUAUGUUAAGAUAGUUUCUCGUGAUGUGUAAGUAUCGACAAGCAGUUUUCCUUGCACUUGCAGUCUUUAUCAGGCUUCCUGCUUGUUACAAUUUUUCCAGCAACACCUCUAUAUUCCUUACCCCUAGCACAUUUCAACUUCUUCAGAUUCCUUUUCCAGCUCGAUGGAUUUCUAAAUCGUUUUCGACCACUUUGACAACUCACGUUCGUAUUUUCCUGUAAAGAUUCACUUCCUGUAUCAUUACUGGGGUUACAGUCACUGCCUGACUCGGCACAAGGUUCACUCACAUCACUAUCUUCCGCCGUUUCUCCAACUAACAACUGGAGAAAUCAAAGCUACAUGUACAAGAGCCGACAUGUGCUUCUCCCUACCGAGCGUCAGCUCAACCGCUCUGGGGAAGAGAGAGGUACAUCCUCGAGGUGCCGCUCUCCUGCCCCUAAUGCAAAAGGGUAAAGUUUCAAUCACCUGUAUUACCAUCAGUUUCCAGUGGAUCCCCUCAAUCUUGCAUCAAAGAUGCAACUAAUUUUGCUGCACACAUAGGUGCGAUGAAAAGUUUUUCGUGAAUUUUGGAGUUACCCCCCUCUUGCACCAAACCCUUCAAUUGUUGCCCCCUCCAGUCUGCAAAUGAUUUAUGCAAUAUCCAGAGACACACGAUAAAAAUAGGAAAACAGCGGCGAUUCUGGAAUAAAUAUACACACUGGCUGUUGCUCGGAACCUGUCAGGUGGAGGCUACAAGCCUCACAGCCACACUAAACUUGACGUCACAAGAUACUCCCCCCCUUGUCUGUCAUGUGAAAAGCCACACCUCCUUCCCUUUCCCCCCCCCCCACCCCCUCUCCAUCCACCUUAGUAUUUUAGUGGGCACCAAAAUAAGGUAGCCAAUUAAACUGCAGCUGCAAGGCUACGUAAACUUCACUUGAAUUGUGUAAAAAUGGUGCCAUGUUCAAAGAAAGUUGGCUCUGAAUUAGAUAUAUUGGCGCCAGCAACACACACAAGCACGCACACACACACACAUAUAUGAAUUUUGUAUCAUGUUCAAAAACGUAUUUAUAUGAAUUUUUUGCAGCAGUUUCAAAAUAGGAUAAAUACAGAAGCUCUGUCUUUACAAUAUAUCAGGGUAAUGAGGGUAACGUGUUAUGUACUUUAGUGUAGGAAUUUGCUGGAUGAGUUAGAGAGAGAUAGCCAGACAGCGAGAAACGUGAGC